Salvia splendens (bonfire salvia) is the source of this 1678-nucleotide messenger RNA. Its product is annotated as cytochrome P450 CYP749A22. The coding region runs from base 71 to 1603 and encodes 510 amino acids. Gene Ontology annotation, molecular function: iron ion binding; heme binding; oxidoreductase activity, acting on paired donors, with incorporation or reduction of molecular oxygen. Lineage: Eukaryota; Viridiplantae; Streptophyta; Magnoliopsida; Lamiales; Lamiaceae. The transcript is spliced from 4 exons. The record is from RefSeq and is a predicted model, not a curated record.
UGCUUAAAUUUAAUCAACCCCACUGGAAUGAUAUUGCAAUAAGAGUUCCAAUUCUUGAUUAACUGAAACCAUGAUUCCCCUAUUAGCUAUGUGCUUGUCCCUUUUUGUGUUGGUAAUUCCUUCAAUAAUCCUUUACAAAUUGUGCUGGAUUCCUCUUCAUCUCCAACGUUCGAUGGAGAUUCAAGGAAUCAGAGGCCCUCCUUACAGAUUCUUCCAUGGCACCACCAAGGAGAUAAUAAAGAUGAAGCAGCAAACAAAUGAUGCUGUUGACAUGUCCUUACUAGAUCAUGAUAUUUUUCCAAUAAUCCAGCCUUAUUUCUACUCUUGGAUUAAAGUUUAUGGAAACAAUUUCCUUCAUUGGAUUGGCACUGAGCCUGAACUUGUUGUUUCUGAGCCUGAACUGAUCAAGGAAAUCCUCAGCAACAAGGAUGGUACAUUUCAAAAAAUUAAGGGCAGAGGUUACUUCAAGAAAUUGUUUGGAAGUUGGCUUGUUGUGGCAGAAGGUGAAAAAUGGUCUAAGCUUAGGAAAUUGUCUAAUCAUGCUUUCCAUGGUGACUGUCUCAAGGACAUGCUGCCAGGAAUGACUGCUUGCGUCGAGAGCAUGCUUGAGAAAUGGAGGACUCAACAUGGCCGUGAAAUCGAGGUCUGCAGCGAAUUCAAGCAGCUUAGCUCUGAUGUAAUUUCGAGGACGGCCUUUGGAAGUAGCUAUUUGGAAGGGAGACAAAUAUUUGAUAUGCUGUCAAAGCUUGGUUUAUUGAUUUUCAGAAACAGGCUUAAGAUCACAUUUUUCAGGAAAUUUAUAAAAACAAAGGAUGACAUGGAAGCAGAGAAAACCGAGCAGUUGCUUCACGAUUCUAUCAUGGAAAUAGUAAAGAAGAGACAGUUGGAAGUUGACAGUGGCAAAGCAGACAGUUUCGGUAGUGAUUUUCUAGGAUCACUCCUAAAAUGUCACCACGACACUGAUCCGAAGAGCCAAAUAUCAGCAGCUGAAAUCAUUGAUGAAUGUAAAACAUUCUAUUUUGCUGGACAAGAAACAACUUUCAGCUUACUGACAUGGACCACAUUUCUCCUUGCAAUCCACACAGAAUGGCAAGAGAGAGCCAGAGAAGAAGUGUUGCAGCUUUUCGAUCAACGAAACCCAAACUCAGAUGGGAUUGCCAGAUUAAAGACUGUUAACAUGAUAUUAUAUGAAACACUGAGGCUAUACAGCCCUGUCACUAGUAUUCUAAGGAGAAUAGACAGCAAAGUGAAGUUGGGAAAAUACGAGAUUCCUGCAGAUGUGAAGGUGGCAAUCCCGCCUCUAGCCAUCCACCGGAAUCCUGACAUAUGGGGUAGAGACGCUAACCUUUUCAAACCGGAGAAAUUUUCUCAAGGGGUGGCUAAGGCGACCAAUGGCAACCCCACGGCCUUCCUGGGAUUCGGGUAUGGACCACGGACAUGUGUUGGCCUCAACUUCGCGAUGACAGAGGCAAAGAUAGCACUCUCAAUGAUCCUUCAACGCUACAAGUUCACACUUUCGCCCGACUAUGUUCACUCGCCUAGCAUAUACAUUAGUGUUAAGCCUCAGCACGGAGUUGGGAUCUUGCUUCACCCGCUUGCUUGAAAAUGUGUAACAGACUUGUUUAGUCCAAGUUGAUAUAUUUGCAUAAAUAGUGGAGUAUCUUUAUGUUUGUCUAAA